AUGGCUCGUGCACCAGUGUCCAGCGUCGAAGCGCAGCCCGAAGGCUGCAAGGCUGCCAAAGGCGCCGCAGACGGCUGCGCUGCAGCAAGGCUAGUGCGCAAAGAUCUUCUGGAAGAGACCUGUGAAGCGAGGAUAUCAGGUGAGCAGUGCACGAAUUCCAUCACUUCUUUGCCGUGGCUGCAAGAUGCAAGCGGACAUCCCAAGGGCCGCUUCACUUCUCCUUCCGUGAUAUACCUCUUUCCGGGCAAGGAGAUGAAGGUUGGCAGACAGCCAGACAUGUGCGCGGUGGUCAUGGACUGCCCAGAAGUUCCGCAGAUGAUCAGCCGUUGCCAUGCUAGACUCGUGGAUGCUGAAGGCAUUUGGGUCCUGACAGAUGAGAAGAGCUUGAACGGCAUCCAUGUCAACGACAUGAAGCUCAAUGCGCCCAAGCUCCUGAGACAUGGUGACUCUAUAUGUUUCGGCAGGAAGCUGAACGACCGACCUGUCUUCGAGUACAUUUUUGAGGAGAAAGAUCGUCAGAUUCCAGAAAGAACAGGCAAAAGGAAAAGGGAACCCCAAGCAGAUGCAGUUGCUGUGGGCCAAGCUACAGCAACUGUCAAGGAUGGGGAUGUUUCCACCAGUGCUGCUUGGCAAGAAGCAAAGCAGUGCGACGCACCUGGGCUCACGGACCUUGCAGAUGCAGAGGGCGACAACAUGUUGCAACAGGAAAUGAGCAAGCUGAUGAAGGAUCACAUGUCAAGAGUAGCACAAGAGAGGCUGGAUCUUGAUGCCAGACGGGCAGAGCUGGAUGCCAAGUUCAAGCAGCUGGAAGCAAAAUCGCAACAGCCUGCAAAGGAAGCUAGCACGCCCGCUGUUAAUCUGAAGGAGCUUCAGUCUGAGCUUGUGUGUUCCAUUUGCCGAGACUGGAUUGUCCAUGCUGCCUCCAUAGAGUGCGGGCAUAUGUUCUGCCGGGAAUGCAUAGAUCAGUGGCUCGCUCACAAGCACUUUCUGUGUCCAGUCUGCCGUGCCACGGUCAAACAAGAGCCAACAGCUGCCCGGACGCUCGAUGUGAUCGUUGACAAAACCAUACAGCAGAGCAGUGCGUCCGACAUGCAGGAGUUCCAGAGUCGAGUAAAACAGGCUGAUGAGCUUCAGGCCAAGCGGCGAAUGGCCACGCGGGACUUGGAAGCUUCAGUGAAAGAAGCCGUUCGAAGCAAGAAGAAGUUCUUUCACGUCAACCAGAACUGGGGUAAAAAAGAGAAGAAGACCUUCCACGAUGGCGUCAAGCAGUACAUCAGCGAAGGAAGAGAGGCUUACUGCCAGCUGGUUGGCCUUACCAUUAGCUGGGUCUACAGUGCCGAUGAUUCCAAACUCAAUCAGGCAUUGCACAAUCUAGGUUUGCAGGAGUUUGUCAGCAAGCCCGAGAAGGACAUUCGGCAGAGACUGCUGAUGUUUCUGCGCUAUGGCUAA
Molecule: messenger RNA, 1449 nt
Organism: Symbiodinium sp. CCMP2456
Lineage: Eukaryota; Dinophyceae; Suessiales; Symbiodiniaceae
Source: the annotation of a GenBank genome assembly